Molecule: messenger RNA, 474 nt
Organism: Adineta ricciae
Lineage: Eukaryota; Metazoa; Rotifera; Eurotatoria; Adinetida; Adinetidae
Source: the annotation of a GenBank genome assembly
AUGUUGAAUAAAAAUAUCAUUUUUUUUGUAUUACGACACUGCUUCCGAAAAAUCGGUAAAGCUGAUAUUUGUUUUCGAAUUUUCGUUUUAAUUGGUUAUAUUGUCGAUCAUACUUGCCAAUCAGCGUCUUCUGGUGCUGAGAAUAAUGGAAAUGUCUUGAAAGAAGUGAUCUUCCAUGAUCAUGCUUUGAUUCUUUUCGAUGAACUAGAUCAAAUCACAGCAAUUGAGUGUCGUGAGAAGAUCAUUGAUCAAUAUCCACGUUCACCUAGUUUCGUUUCUGUCUUCGAUCAAGAAAUGUUCGAUUUACAAGGUAUUGGCAAUUCAAGAGACUUAUUCAACGAAAUAAUAAUCGUAAGUCGUGUGUCGUUGGAUAUCAUAUUCAUUCAUCUCAUUUCGCCAAUGAAUCGUCGUAAAGUAAAAGAGUUUAUGCAUGUUAGGAUCCGUAUUCGUCCAGAAACCGAAAAGAAAGUCUAG